CAUAUGUAAAGCAUAUGUCAUUUUAAAAGAAUCUUUCAAUAACAAACAAAAAGUCCUGCAUUCGACAAUCAUGAUGCCAGCGCCGUCCAACGCAAUUAAGAAGAGAAAAGUUCAGAACUUUUGUUUUGAUGAGAACUCCCAGCCAAAGGGAACAGUGGGCAAAACGCUCUCUGCAGGCCUACUGAAAAGAAAGGCUCUUAGCAACAUCAGCAACUUGACCCAUGGUACAAAUGAAAAGGAGACUAAAGCUGUAUGUAUUAAAAAACCAGGUCUCGUUCAUCAAAACAAACAACGAUCUUUACUGCCUGUCAGGAAAAAGUCAGUCAACAUGAAUAAAAAUGAACCGAUGAAAAUAUUUACUAAAGUUGUUCCAAACAAUGAAGAGAAACUUCCAAAGUUGGCCGAUGUUGAAGAUAUAGAUGAAGUAAACAAAGGGAACAUUUUUUAUAUCCCAGAAUAUGCUUCUGAUGUUUUUAAAUAUUUAUUUCAAAUGGAGGAGAGGUACACGCUUAAAAAGUGGCCGUUAAAUGUCAAUGUGAGCAAGUUGAUGAGAAAAAAUGUUAUCAAUUGGCUUACUAGCAUUAACAAUCAUUACAACUUGCUUCAAGAGACAAUCCAUUUGGCUGUCUCACUCCUUGACAGAUGUUUAUCCUCAGAUAAUCUACCAAGAGAGAAAAAUCUCAAGCUGAUAGCACUCUGUUGUCUAUCAAUCGCUGUGAAGUAUGAAGAAAUUUCACAAGUAUCGCUGACACACCUCUUGCCUACGAUCGAUGAAAACAUCAAGAUAAGCGAUUUUUUGCAAACAGAGAGGGAAAUUCUUAAAACUCUCGCUUUUGAUCUCGCCAGGCCUUCUACAGUCUACUUCCUGAGGAGGUUCAACAUGGUCUUGAGGGCAACAGCAUUACAGUAUACAUUCUCUAAAUUUUUGGUAGACCUAUGUCUCCUGGACUCUUCAUUCUGCCAUGUCAAACCUUCCUUGAUAGCAGCAACAGCUGUGUUCAUAUCGAUGUGCAUCUCUAAGACAAACAUCAGCCCGCAGUUCUGGUCGGACAAUUUAAUUGUAUACACGACUUACUCAUAUCAAGAUAUAAGACCAGUUAUAUCAAAGAUGGCUUUGAAUGUCAUCGACUCAUCAAAACAAUUCAACUCGGUCGUUGAAAAAUAUUCCUGUGCUGAAUUCCUAUGUGCAGCCCAGCAUAUGCUUGGGGAAAAUGCAAUUCUGAGAAAGCUAUGUUUGAUAUAAACCUAGAAUAACUUCGUAAUUAGAUCGAUAGGCAAAAAAGAGCAUCUGAUGCAUGCAAAUACUCUACUCUUAGAUUACAAUAUAUAAAAUAUAUAAAUAAACAAACCCAGAUAGUUUUUUUUUCUCCAAAUAU
This is a messenger RNA of Cimex lectularius (bed bug), 1376 nucleotides long. RefSeq names its product G2/mitotic-specific cyclin-B2-like. NCBI's taxonomy places the organism in Eukaryota, Metazoa, Arthropoda, Insecta, Hemiptera, Cimicidae. Gene Ontology annotation, molecular function: cyclin-dependent protein serine/threonine kinase regulator activity. The record is from RefSeq and is a predicted model, not a curated record. The transcript has a single exon. Gene Ontology annotation, biological process: mitotic cell cycle phase transition; regulation of cyclin-dependent protein serine/threonine kinase activity. Gene Ontology annotation, cellular component: nucleus; cytoplasm; cyclin-dependent protein kinase holoenzyme complex. Bases 71 to 1243 code for a protein of 390 amino acids.